Oncorhynchus gorbuscha (pink salmon) is the source of this 2327-nucleotide messenger RNA. RefSeq names its product interleukin-1 receptor accessory protein-like 1-B. The record is from RefSeq and is a predicted model, not a curated record. Gene Ontology annotation, biological process: signal transduction; negative regulation of exocytosis. Lineage: Eukaryota; Metazoa; Chordata; Actinopteri; Salmoniformes; Salmonidae. The transcript is spliced from 11 exons. The coding region runs from base 840 to 2327 and encodes 495 amino acids.
CUUGAGAACUGCAUUGCCUACCGGUCCACAUAGUGACUGCGGUCUAGCGAGGGCAGGGGAAUUAAUCUGGUGUCUGGAAAUGCACCACUAAAUGCAAAUGAACUGCAAGGCAAAUAGUAUUCAGACCUUUAUUUAUAGUUUCAUAGUUGGACUGUAUGCACAUCUGUUUUCUACAUCAACGGAAUUUAUCCCCCGGUGCGUCUGUUGGUGCACGAGGACUCUGCGCGGGCUCUUGGAUUUGAAGGACGGAUCCAUCAAACUCGGAUUGUGAGUGUUCGCAUAGCGGUACACUGAAGGAAAACCUAAUCGGAUGUGGUAUUACAGAAUACUUGUGAAAUAUAGCCUACAUUAUAGAUAGCUCUCUGCCGUUCUGCAGCCUGGGAGGACCACACGAGUUUUUGGGGGUGGGAAAUUGUGUGUUUCGCAGCGGAGAGGUUUGUGGGACUAUUUAUAACCAAGGAUCGGCAGUCUGGAAUGUUUGAUUUUCUCCUUCAUUAUAUGUCAACCUUUUUCUCCUAUCAUAUUAGAUUUCCCCACCGCCGCGGGUCUUAAUGUUAUUUUCAAAUUGACCAUCUGCACCUUUUUUAUUCGACACUGAAAAAAGCAGAUGAUAUGCAUAUGUUCUUUGGAUUAGACCCCGCUGUGGACAAUUUGGCUUUUGCGUGAAUGGGAUAUCUGUGUAUUAGGCAUAUUGUUCAACGACCUUUGUAUAAGGAGACGAGGCGUGUUAUUAGCAUUACCCUACACCGGCAUUGUGAUGGUGAGCUUUUAUGAUCGGAACUGACAGCGGAAUAGGAUCAUUUUGGAAACUGCUUGUGGGACACUUGGCCAGGUGAAAAAUGAAAGCUCCCAUCACACUCCAGAUUCUUCUCUAUGCUGCUGUGGUCCGAGGUUUCAAAACAGUGUCCAAGAGAGGCUCAGUGGACGACUGCACGGAUUGGUCAGUGGACUACUUGAAAUACAAAGUGCUUUUGGGGGAACCGGUGCGGAUUAAAUGUGCUUUAUUCUAUGGAUACAUCAGAGCGAACUACACCCACUCCCAGAGUGUGGGACUAAGCCUUAUGUGGUAUAAAAGUACAGGACACGGAGACUUUGAGGAGCCUAUCUCUUUCGACGGCAUCAGAAUGAACAAGGAGGAGGACGCUAUCUGGUUUAGACCCACCGAGCUCCAAGACGUUGGACACUAUUCCUGUGUAUUGAGGAAUUCCACAUAUUGUAUGAAAGUGUCCAUGUCACUGACAGUGGCGGAGAACGACACAGACCUCUGCUACAACUCCAAAAUGAGGUACUUCGAGAAGGCAGAGUUAAGCAAAAGUAAAGAUAUCACCUGUCCGGACAUUGAGGAUUAUGUACAGCCGGGGAAGGAGCCAGAGAUAGUAUGGUACAAGGAAUGCAAGCCAAAGCAGUGGAGACAAAGCAUUGUAAGGAGAAGAGAUACUCUCUCUAUCCGGGAGGUGCGUGAAGAUGACAUUGGAAAUUACACAUGUGAAUUACAGUUUGGCAGCUUCAUGGUGAGAAGAACUACAGAACUAUCUGUUACAGCCCCUCUGACAGACAAGCCUCCAAAGAUCCUGUUCCCCUCAGAAAGCAAACUCAGCAUCCUGGAGCUGCAGUUAGGAAGUCAAGUCAACCUGACAUGCCGAGCAUUCUUCGGCUUCGCCGGGGAGGUCAGUCCGCUCAUCUACUGGAUGAAGGGAGAGAAGUUCAUCGAAGACCUGGACGUGGAGAGGUUCAGAGAGAGUGACAUCAAACUUAUCCGGGAGCACCUGGGAGAGCAGGAGGUGUCGAUCACCCUGACCAUUGACUCGGUGGAAGAGGCUGAUCUGGGGAACUACUCGUGCUUCGUGGAGAAUGGCAACGGCAGACGGCAGGCUAACAUCCAGCUCACAAAGAGAGCAGAGCUUAUGUACACAGUGGAGCUGGCGGGGGGCUUGGGGGCCAUCUUGUUGUUGUUGAUCUGCCUCGUGACCCUCUACAAGUGCUACAAGAUGGAGCUCAUGCUCUUCUACAGGAACCAUUUUGGCAGCGAGGACAUCGACGGAGAUAAUAAGGACUAUGAUGCCUAUCUGUCAUACACCAAAGUGGACCCGGACCAGUGGAGUCAGGAGACGCGUGAGGAGGAACGCUUCGCCCUGGAGAUCCUACCCGACGUCCUGGAGAGGCAUUAUGGGUAUAAACUGUUCAUUCCAGACAGGGACUUGAUCCCAACCGGAAGUUUCACCAAUGAUCAUUUCCAGGACGAUUCAAGACUCCUUAGAGGUACUCUCAUUCCCUCAGCCACUUACCCCUACUUGUGUCAGCAACUAACCACAACCAGCCACAACUAA